CAGCUAGUGCUGCCGCGGUGUCCCGCGGCCUCCCGGGAGUCGGGCGGGAGGGGAGAGCGGGUGUGGAUUUGCCUCGACGGUAAUUGUUGCGUUUCCACGUCUCGGUGGCCUGCUCUGGGUUGCUCCUUCCUCGGGAGCGUGCUAUUACGGCGAUUACACACUCCCCGCCCCGGCUGCCCACGCACCCUGAGCUGCGUGCGUGUAGAGUCGGAGCCGCGAACACGCGUGUCUCUGGACAGCUACGGCGCCGAGAGAGAACUAAGAUUCCAGAUGGCAAAUUCUAUGAAUGGCAGAAACCCUGGUGGUAGAGGAGGAAACCCCAGAAAAGGCCGAAUUUUGGGUAUUAUUGAUGCUAUUCAAGAUGCAGUUGGACCCCCUAAGCAAGCUGCAGCAGAUCGGAGGACUGUGGAGAAAACUUGGAAACUCAUGGACAAAGUGGUAAGACUGUGCCAAAAUCCCAAACUUCAGUUGAAGAAUAGCCCACCAUACAUACUUGAUAUUUUGCCUGAUACAUAUCAGCAUUUGCGACUUAUAUUGAAUAAAUAUGAUGACAACCAGAAACUUGCACAACUCAGUGAGAAUGAAUAUUUUAAAAUCUACAUUGAUAGUCUAAUGAAAAAGUCAAAACGGGCAAUAAGACUCUUUAAAGAAGGCAAGGAGAGGAUGUACGAAGAACAGUCACAGGACAGACGAAAUCUCACAAAACUGUCCCUUAUCUUCAGUCACAUGCUGGCAGAAAUCAAAGCAAUCUUUCCCAAUGCUCAGUUCCAGGGAGAUAACUUUCGUAUCACAAAAGCAGAUGCUGCUGAAUUCUGGAGGAAGUUUUUUGGAGACAAAACUAUUGUGCCAUGGAAAGUAUUCAGACAGUGCCUUCAUGAGGUCCAUCAAAUUAGCUCUGGCCUGGAAGCAAUGGCUCUAAAAUCAACAAUUGAUUUAACUUGCAAUGAUUACAUUUCAGUUUUUGAAUUUGAUAUUUUUACCAGACUAUUUCAGCCUUGGGGCUCUAUUUUACGGAAUUGGAAUUUCUUAGCUGUAACACAUCCGGGUUACAUGGCAUUUCUCACUUAUGAUGAAGUUAAAGCACGACUACAGAAAUACAGCACCAAACCUGGAAGCUACAUUUUCCGGUUAAGCUGCACUCGAUUGGGACAGUGGGCCAUUGGCUAUGUGACUGGGGAUGGCAACAUCUUACAGACCAUCCCUCACAAUAAACCGUUAUUUCAAGCCCUGAUUGAUGGCAGUCGGGAGGGAUUUUAUCUUUAUCCUGAUGGGAGGAGUUAUAAUCCUGAUUUAACUGGAUUAUGUGAACCUACACCCCAUGAUCAUAUAAAAGUAACGCAGGAACAAUAUGAAUUAUAUUGUGAAAUGGGGUCCACUUUUCAGCUAUGUAAAAUUUGUGCAGAGAAUGACAAAGAUGUCAAGAUUGAGCCUUGUGGGCAUUUGAUGUGCACCUCUUGCCUUACAGCUUGGCAGGAGUCAGAUGGCCAGGGCUGCCCCUUCUGUCGUUGUGAAAUAAAAGGAACUGAGCCCAUAAUUGUGGACCCCUUUGAUCCGAGAGAUGAAGGCUCCAGGUGCUGCAGCAUCAUUGACCCCUUUGGCAUGCCGAUGCUCGAUUUGGAUGAUGAUGAUGAUCGAGAGGAAUCUUUGAUGAUGAAUCGGUUGGCAAAUGUUCGAAAGUGCACCGAUAGGCAGAACUCACCAGUCACAUCACCAGGAUCCUCUCCCCUUGCUCAGAGAAGAAAGCCACAGCCAGACCCUCUCCAGAUGCCACAUCUCAGCUUGCCACCAGUGCCUCCUCGCCUUGAUCUAAUUCAGAAAGGCAUAGUUCGGUCUCCCUGUGGCAGCCCAACUGGUUCACCAAAGUCUUCUCCUUGUAUGGUGAGGAAACAAGAUAAACCACUCCCAGCACCACCUCCUCCCUUAAGAGAUCCUCCUCCCCCUCCACCUGAAAGACCUCCCCCCAUCCCACCUGACAAUAGACUGAGUCGACACUUUCAUCCUGUGGAGAGUGUGCCUUCCAGAGAUCAGCCAAUGCCUCUUGAAGCCUGGUGUCCUCGGGAUGUAUUUGGAACUAAUCAGUUGCUGGGAUGUCGACUCCUAGGGGAUGGUUCUCCAAAGCCUGGAAUUACAGCAAGUUCAAAUGCAAAUGGAAGGCACAGUAGAAUGGGCUCUGACCCAGUGCUUAUGCGGAAACACAGACGCCAUGAUUUGCCUUUAGAAGGAGCCAAGGUCUUUUCCAAUGGUCACCUUGGAAGUGAAGAAUAUGAUGUUCCUCCCCGGCUUUCUCCUCCUCCUCCGGUUGCCACCCCCCUCCCUAGCAUAAAGUGUACUGGUCCGUUAGCAAAUUCUCUUCCCGAGAAAACAGGAGACACAGUAGAGGAAGAUGAUGAUGAAUACAAGGUUCCUUCAUCCCAUCCUGUUUCCCUGAAUUCACAGCCAUCUCAUUGUCAUAAUGUAAAACCUGUUCGGUCUUGUGAUAAUGGUCAUUGUAUAUUGAAUGGAACACAUGGUAUGUCUUCAGAGAUGAAGAAAUCAAACAUCCCAGAGUUAGGCAUGUAUUUAAAGGGAGAUGUUUUUGAUUCAGCCUCUGAUCCAGUGCCAUUGCCACCUGCCAGGCCUCCAACUCGGGACAAUCCAAAGCAUGGUUCUUCACUCAACAGGACGCCCUCUGAUUAUGAUCUUCUCAUCCCUCCAUUAGGUGAAGAUGCUUUUGAUGCCCUCCCUCCUUCCCUCCCACCACCUCCACCUCCAGCCAGGCACAGUCUCACUGAACAUUCAAAACCUCCGGGCUCUAGUAGCCGACCAUCCUCAGGACAGGACCUUUUCCUUCUUCCUUCAGAUCCCUUUUUUGAUCCAGCAAGUGGCCAAGUUCCUUUGCCUCCUGCUAGGAGAUUACCAGGUGAAAACGUCAAAUCCAACAGAACUUCACAGGACUAUGAUCAGCUUCCUUCAUCUUCAGAUGGUUCACAAGCACCAGCCAGACCCCCCAAACCGCGACCCCGCAGGACUGCACCAGAAAUUCACCACAGAAAACCUCAUGGGCCUGAGGCAGCAUUGGAAAAUGUUGAUGCAAAAAUUGCAAAACUCAUGGGAGAGGGUUAUGCCUUUGAAGAGGUGAAGAGAGCCUUAGAGAUAGCCCAGAAUAAUGUCGAAGUGGCCCGUAGCAUCCUCCGAGAAUUUGCGUUCCCUCCUCCAGUCUCCCCACGUCUAAAUCUAUAGCAGCCAGAACUGUAAACACCACAAUGUAACGCCAUUGACACAUAUUCUCCAAGAGUGUGGAAAUGAGAGGAUUGAGAUGGAAUUCAAGACAGAAGGUGUCUCCUCCUCGUGUAGCAUCGUGAGAAGAGAGGCUUGGGCGUGCCGCUUCUCAGCGGACCCUCGCUUGCUCAGGACGUCGGCGGCUGCGGCUUCCUCGGUUUUGCUAGCCAUACUUUUAAAUCAGGGUUGAACUGAAAAAAAGUAAUUUGAAGACGUUUACUUCCCUUGAACUUUGAAUCUGUGAAAUGCUCUUCCUUGUUUACAAGUUGGUGAAGUUGCAGUUUGUUUUUGUUUUUAGUUUUGGUGGUUUUCGUUUUCAUUUUGGAUACCUGUACUGUGUUCUUGACGGACCCUUUGUAGCGUGGUCAGGUCUGCUGUAACAUUUCCCACCACCUCCCGUGCUGUCCAUGUCAACAGCCACGUCACUUAUUUGUUUCGAUCUCUACCGUCCGUGCCCACCCUACCCCCAGGUCCAGUUCCAUUUCUCCCACUCACAAGAUGUUUUAAAGGUUUUGACUUUCAACGUAUCAAACUUAAGCAAAAAAAAAAAAA
This is a messenger RNA of Cynocephalus volans (Philippine flying lemur), 3810 nucleotides long. RefSeq names its product Cbl proto-oncogene B (gene CBLB). Gene Ontology annotation, biological process: cell surface receptor signaling pathway; negative regulation of epidermal growth factor-activated receptor activity. The transcript has 19 exons. NCBI's taxonomy places the organism in Eukaryota, Metazoa, Chordata, Mammalia, Dermoptera, Cynocephalidae. Gene Ontology annotation, molecular function: calcium ion binding; phosphotyrosine residue binding; SH3 domain binding. Gene Ontology annotation, cellular component: membrane raft; plasma membrane. The record is from RefSeq and is a predicted model, not a curated record. Bases 271 to 3219 code for a protein of 982 amino acids.